Molecule: messenger RNA, 878 nt
Organism: Manis pentadactyla (Chinese pangolin)
Lineage: Eukaryota; Metazoa; Chordata; Mammalia; Pholidota; Manidae
Product: speedy protein E4-like
Exons: 7
Coding region: 1-837 (278 amino acids)
Biological process (GO): positive regulation of cyclin-dependent protein serine/threonine kinase activity
Molecular function (GO): protein kinase binding
Source: RefSeq, a predicted model, not a curated record
AUGGCCAGUGUUCCAUCGAGUUCCCAGGCUGUGAGGCAGAGGCCCCAGCCUGGCCCCUCCGGGCACCAGCCGGAUGUGAUGCUGGACGCACAGAGACCAGGACCGCCAGCAGCCCAGGCACACAGCAGCCCUCCGCCAGAGGGCUCCGGCCGGCGCACGCAGCGGGAGAGGUCGGCCGCUCUCCAGGAGUCGGAGGAGGCAGCCACGGGCGAGGAGGACGCCUGGGACCUGGACAUGCUGUGCGCAGCCCAGGCACACAGCAGCCCUCUGCCAGAGGGCUCCGGCCGGCCCGGGAAGCGGGAGAGGUCGGCCGCUUUCCAGGAGGAGUCGGAGGAGGCAGCCACGGGCGAGCAGGACGCCUGGGACCUGGACAAGCUGUGUGGCCUCAAGAUGAGGCUGAAGCGACGGCGGGUGUCCCCGGUGCUGCCCGAGCACCACGAGGCCUUCAAAAGGCUGCUUGGGGACCUUGUUGUGAAAAUAUUCCUGGCCUGGGACAAAAAUCUGAGGGUAUCUGACAAGUAUCUCCUGGCCAUGGUCAUAGUGUAUUUCAGCCGGGCUGGCCUCCCCUCCGGGCAGUACCAGCGAAUUCACUUCUUCAUAGCUCUCUACCUGGCCAACGACAUGGAGGAGGACGACGAGGGCCCCAAACAGGACAUCCUUUGGCUCCUCUAUGGGAACGACCGUUCCCAGCGUCUUCUGUUCCACCAACAGCGAGUCCAAUUCGCCCAAUCCAUGGGCUGGAAGGCCUGGGUCUCCCGGGAAGAGUGUGAGGAGAUCCAAGCGUUUGACCCAGAGCUCCCGGUGUGGAAGCGAGACCGCAGCCUGCUCGCUGUGUGAGCGCUCCCGGGACCACGGAGGCCUGGGCUCACCGGCCCAGA